AUGUUUUUCAAAUGGAUUUAUCGUUACAUCCUUGUAAUGAAAUUUUAUGUGAGCAUGGGUAUGGCAAGGUGUGGACCAGGAUACUUAAGACAUGACUGUAAUAUACCUUGCCGUUAUCCAAGCUACGGCAUAUAUUGCCAAUCUGGAUGCUUUUGUCCUAUAGAACAGUGUGAUCAUAUCCUAGGAUGUAAUCAAACACAUGUCUUUUCAGAUACCACUGUUGCAGAUGACUCUGUACGUGUACGGGAGACCACAUACACAUUUUUACCCAAAAUAUUUUAUGCCACAUACACCAAUAUUUCUGAGGACCAGGAAGCUCCAAACUACAAAUCCAUUUGGACAGGUCUGAGUAUGGCACAAAAAUGCAUGUUGAUCAGUAGCUGUGUCAUCGGGACUGUCUUCUUUCUAAUGCUUGGUAUUUACAUAACAUGGAAAGCAAAAGAGUCUGCACUGGUUCGUUUGUAUAGAUCCAAAUGGAAAUUCAGGGGGAGACGUUCAAAGACAGUCACUUGUACUUUGUAAUUAAAUUUGCUUCUGAAAUAA
Magallana angulata is the source of this 543-nucleotide messenger RNA. RefSeq lists its product as uncharacterized. Bases 1 to 522 code for a protein of 173 amino acids. NCBI's taxonomy places the organism in Eukaryota, Metazoa, Mollusca, Bivalvia, Ostreida, Ostreidae. The record is from RefSeq and is a predicted model, not a curated record. The transcript is spliced from 4 exons.